CCAUGUGGUUCGCCCCACCAAUGACGUCACUGCGCAUGCGCCACACUGAAACAAGUGAAUUUGUCCACACCGAGCCUCAGCAUCCUCUGUGACGACAAAGAGUCCACUGAGAGGACGCGCGCGAGACUGAGACGGGUCCACGGACAGCGAGACGGGUCCACGGACAGCCGCGCGGGGAGACGGUCCGCUCCGUCCGGAGGAUGCGCGCCGCAGCCGGCAGCAGCAGCAGCAGCAGGUCGCGCUGAACGAGGUUCGGUACCGGGAGGCGGAGCCGCUGCAGAUCGGAACCAUGAGCUGCAACUGGGGCACCGAGCUGUGGGACCAGUUUGAUAACCUGGAGAAACACACCAGCUGGGGGAUCGACUUUCUGGAGCGAUACACCAAGUUCGUCAAGGAGCGGGCCGACAUCGAGCUGAGCUACGCCAAGCAGAUCAGGAGCCUGUCCAAGAAGUUCCACCUGAAGAGGAGCAGAGAAGACGACAGCAGGUUCACCUGGUGUGUGGCGUUUGCUGCGACGCUGCAGCAGCUGAACGACAUGGCGGCUCAGAGAGAAGACCUGGCCGACUGCCUUCACACGCAGAUCGCCUGCGACCUGACGCGCUACACGCAGGAGCUGAAGGCCGAGAGGAAGACGCAUUUCCAAGAUGGCCGCCGUGCUCAGCAGCACAUAGAGAGCUCCUGGAAGCAGCUGGAGUCUCUGUCCCUGAAGCUGGGCUCCAGUGUAACUGACGGCAGCCAGCUUCCUCCUGAGCAGAGACGCAAGAAGCUUCUGGCCCGAAUAAACAACAUCAACCAGGAGAUCCAGAGAGAGAGAGAGCAAAGAGAUGCUCUGCUGAAGAUGAGGGAGGUUUAUGAACGAAGUCCUCAAAUGGGCGACGCCAGAAGUUUGGAGCCUCGACUGGAGGAAGUGAAGCUGAACCUCCAGAGACUGGAGGAGGAGCUGAGGAGGAACCAGGUGUGGCUCUCGGAGGCGGACGGUGGUCUGUCUGACCACGGCGGCAGGAGGCAGAGCGGAGGUUGCGGGUUAAACUCUCAGGCAACAACGCCUGGAAGCAGCAGCCUGAAGCAGUUGAACAACCGCAGCCCUGCCAGCAGAGAGAGCCCCGACGGCAGCUACACCGAGGACCAGGCAGCCGAGAUCACCUUCAAGUCGCGCAGCUCCGAGUUUGACGACGACUUCGAUGAUGAAGAACCGCUACCGAGCAUCGGAACCUGCAAGUCUCUGUACCCGUUCCAAGGUCAGAACGAAGGAACGCUGUCGAUGGUGGAGGGGGAGCUGCUGUCUGUGGUGGAGGAGGACAAAGGAGACGGCUGGACCAGAGUCCGCAGGAACCUGGAGGAGGAGGGAUACGUCCCCACGUCCUACAUCAAGGUGUUUCUGGACGGCAGUGCCAAAGGAUUUGCACAGACCAGUCGUCUCGUUUAGCUCAUCUGUCAGCCUAUCAGGACGUCUUGCAACAGGAAGUGGCAGCUUCUGAUUGGACAGAAUUACUCUUUGGACAUUUCACCCAAUCAGUGUUCAGAUGAUUAACUUGCGAUGAACAGAAGCCUCUGACUGACCAGUCAGCCUUCAGGACUGAUUUUCAUUGACAUCUGAUUAACUUUGUGAAGAAUCUGGAGGAGAAACCAGAAAAAACAGGAUGUGAUUUUAACAGGAAAUGAAGCAAGCUUUCAGGCUGUGAUGUCAUUGCUGUGCUGACAUCACAGCAGGUGUGAAUUCAAAACAUUCAGUGUCUUCUGUAAAUAUGAACCCCACCAACACAAAUAUUAACCACGCCCAUGGAGAGGGGGCGGGGCACAUAGGCUCCGCCCCUUAGUCAAUGAGUAUUGAAUAUAUUAAGUGUGUGAAAUGUGAAUGUUUUGAUUUAAUAAUUAUCCCACUGACAAGUUAUUAACCGAUUGUUUUUUUAUUAGUCUUAUGAGCACGGCAUUUGUAACUUCCUGUAUGUACAACUUUCAAAAUAAAGUCCACUCUGAGCUGAA
Poecilia reticulata (guppy) is the source of this 1983-nucleotide messenger RNA. The record is from RefSeq and is a predicted model, not a curated record. Lineage: Eukaryota; Metazoa; Chordata; Actinopteri; Cyprinodontiformes; Poeciliidae.